Messenger RNA from Hippocampus comes (tiger tail seahorse), 2729 nucleotides. RefSeq names its product pyruvate kinase M1/2a (gene pkma). Gene Ontology annotation, molecular function: pyruvate kinase activity; potassium ion binding; magnesium ion binding. NCBI's taxonomy places the organism in Eukaryota, Metazoa, Chordata, Actinopteri, Syngnathiformes, Syngnathidae. The transcript has 11 exons. The coding region runs from base 73 to 1782 and encodes 569 amino acids. Gene Ontology annotation, biological process: glycolytic process. The record is from RefSeq and is a predicted model, not a curated record.
UAUCCUGAUAACUGCUGGCUAAAGUUGCUCUCAUUGUAUUGUUCAGUAAUACAACUCGUCGUUUGCUUAGAAAUGGCUUCCAAGGACGGUCAGUCUAUUGAUGACUGUGCAUGUGUUGAAGACUGCGCAUGUGUUCAAGAGCACACAUCUCCCGUGACCUGUCCAGACUCCAAGAUAAUUGCCAUGCCUCAGCCAAAGAUUGUCGACAUGGGCUCUGCCUUCAUCCAGACGCAGCAGCUCAACGCCGCCAUGGCCGACACCUUCCUGGAACACAUGUGUCUGCUGGACAUCGACUCGAAGCCCACCACAGCUCGCAACACUGGCAUCAUCUGCACUAUCGGGCCAGCCUCUCGUUCUGUGGACAUGCUCAAGGAGAUGAUUAAGUCCGGAAUGAACAUCGCACGCUUGAACUUCUCACACGGCACACAUGAGUACCAUGCUGAGACCAUCAAGAAUGUGCGUGAGGCAUGUGAGAGCUUUGAGCCAGGUAGCAUCCAAUACCGGCCAAUCGGAAUCGCCCUGGACACCAAAGGGCCAGAGAUCAGAACUGGCCUCAUCCAGGGAAGCGGCACGGCUGAGGUAGAGCUGAAGAAGGGCAAAACGAUCAAGAUCACCUUGGAUGACAGCUACCAGGAGAAAUGCAGCGAAGAGAUCCUGUGGCUCGACUACAAGAACAUCACCAAAGUAGUAGAACCCGGCAGCAAUAUCUACAUUGACGAUGGGCUCAUAUCUCUGCAGGUCAAGGAGAUUGGCCCUGAUUUCCUCAUGUGUGAGAUUGAGAACGGUGGCACCCUGGGCAGCAAGAAAGGCGUCAACCUGCCUGGCGCCGCCGUGGAUCUGCCCGCCGUCUCUGACAAGGACGUCCAGGACUUGACGUUUGGCGUGGAGCAGGGCGUGGACAUGGUGUUCGCCUCCUUCAUCCGCAAGGCCGCCGACGUCCACGCAGUCAGAGCUGUGCUGGGCGAGAAAGGCAAGAACAUCAAGAUCAUCAGCAAGCUGGAGAACCACGAGGGCGUGCGCAGGUUCGAUGAGAUCAUGGAGGCCAGUGAUGGCAUCAUGGUUGCCCGUGGUGACCUUGGUAUUGAGAUCCCCACCGAAAAAGUCUUCCUAGCCCAAAAGAUGAUGAUUGGCCGAUGCAACAGAGCCGGCAAGCCAAUCACCUGUGCCACUCAGAUGCUGGAGAGCAUGAUCAAGAAGCCGCGACCCACGCGCGCCGAGGGCAGCGACGUCGCCAACGCUGUGCUGGACGGGGCCGACUGCAUCAUGCUGAGCGGCGAGACUGCCAAGGGAGACUACCCUCUGGAGGCUGUGCGCACGCAACACAUGAUCGCCCGCGAGGCAGAAGCAGCCACUUUCCACAGGAAGCUGUUUGAGGAGCUGAGGCGACACUCCCACCUGACAAGAGAUCCGUCCGAGGUGGCGGCUGUCGGAGCCGUGGAGUCGUCUUUCAAGUGCUGCGCUAGUGCAAUUAUUGUUCUCACCAAGACUGGGAGGUCUGCCCACCUUAUCUCCAGGUACAGGCCUCGCGCCCCCAUCCUGGCCGUAACCCGUAACGCCCAGACUGCUCGCCAAGCUCACCUGUACCGUGGCAUCUUUCCGGUCCUCUACACCACUCCCGCCCAUGAUGUCUGGGCCGAGGAUGUCGACAUGCGUGUCAACUUUGCCAUGGAUAUGGGCAAGGUGAGAGGCUUCUUCAAGGAGGGUGAUGUCGUCAUCGUCCUGACCGGCUGGCGUCCAGGCUCUGGUUUCACCAACACCAUGCGUGUCGUUCUGGUUGCCUGAACAAGGGUCCAUUCACUCCAUCUCUGCCUGUUCUGUUGUUAACACUCCACCAUUCUUUCCAACAGCUGCUGCGUGAACUACGAAACAUUAUAGGCAAUCAAACAACAGUAAUCGGAGACCAAAACCUCACGACAACCAUUCCGUGUGGGCGUCAGUGGUAGUUUUGCAAUUUUCACUUCCUGUGUCCAUUCCUUUCAUGAGAUAUUUCCCUCCAAGAAACCAGUCUUCAGAGAGCCAAUCAGAUAGACACGCCUCAAACAGAAGCUGCUGUAUUUAUUCACUCGAGAUGCUUGUAUUAAACGAUAUCCUCCCAACCUAUUGGCAGAUCCUCAUGCUUGCGCGUCGCCACACUUGUUUGGGUGGCGCCGCAUGAACAUGAGCACCCUCUUCUUAAAGAAACGUUUCUGGCCGAAUAAGCGAACAAAAUGGCGUCCUGCCACGCCACCCAAUACAGAUCAUCGUGUCAGUGUGUGGAAGAAGCGUCUUUUAUGCUUUCACUGUGUGUAGCACGCCUAAGCUUACUCUUCAAUGUGUUACAGUCUAUUGUACUUGACUAUUAUGGUGUUUGGGUUUGGGAAUUUCAGUUGUAUUUUAUCUAACUCUUGAGAGUAUGGAUGUCUGCUGUCGGAACUGGUUACUGUAUUUAAGUUAGAUGUGUCAUGGAGUCUCUCGCAUCUAGUUGAUCAUAUGUCUAAAUUGGCACUUAAAGUCUCACUUAAAAAAAGAAUUAAAAUGGCACUUUGAAGCGGGUUGCGAUGUUGGCCUCAGUGGAUGAUGGGUAACAAAAGUGAGGAACUUUUGUUUGUUUGGUUUUUUUUUGCUCCAAGUUGUCGUUGCCUGGCAAGCUUUUCAUUGUUACACUGAGCGAUGUGAGUGUGAAGAGGUCAUAUGUUGCUGGUUGUUGUCACCAGACAGGAUUUCAUCAAUAAAAAGGCAAGUACCAAAAC